Messenger RNA from Pisolithus orientalis, 153 nucleotides. RefSeq lists its product as uncharacterized. The transcript has a single exon. Lineage: Eukaryota; Fungi; Basidiomycota; Agaricomycetes; Boletales; Pisolithaceae. The annotation marks the transcript as partial. The record is from RefSeq and is a predicted model, not a curated record.
AUUCAUUACACUACCUAUGACAUGCAUGAAGAGUAUGAUUUCCUACACCUAGGCCACCAGUCUGACAUAAUGGUUCCUACUGGUGAAUCAGGGCCAGGUUGCCAUCCAUAUUGGGAUGCCUGUGUACUUGGAAUCUACCAUGUUGAUGUGUGA